This is a messenger RNA of Ixodes scapularis (black-legged tick), 969 nucleotides long. RefSeq lists its product as uncharacterized. The coding region runs from base 1 to 969 and encodes 322 amino acids. Lineage: Eukaryota; Metazoa; Arthropoda; Arachnida; Ixodida; Ixodidae. The record is from RefSeq and is a predicted model, not a curated record. The transcript has 5 exons.
AUGGAUGCCAGGAAGGAGAGCACACUCAUCUCGACCGAGGACCUGGCCCCUGCAAGUCCACUGCUCGUGGAGGCUGCCAAGCCUGCACUGGAGGACUGCUGCUGCACCUCGGAAGACCUAGCUGUCGAAGAGGACAUGCCGGGCGAAAACGAGGAAACAGAGAGGUCCCCAGAUUGUGGCCUUGGAUCAGAAAUGCAGGAUUGUGGCCAAACAACAGACAUCACCCUGCAAUCUAUGGCCCUCCUAGAAGAUGAAAAUCGGCAGCUGAUGUCAGAUCUGAGAGACGCAAGAGCAAAACUUGCAGCUCAUUGCCUGGAUGAGGACGCCUUCCAGGAAAACAAGGACAUGGUCCCUUUCUACACUGGCCUUCCUAACUUUGCAAUUCUGUUAGCCGUUUUUCAGCUCAUCCAACGUCGAGUGAGCCACAACGAUCGCAAUUGCCUGACAAAGUUUCAGGAGAUGAUUGUAUUCCUGAUCCGCCUGCGUCUGAACACUCCACUGCAAGACUUGGCGUACAGGUUCCAGGUAUCGCAGCCCACCAUCUCAAGGAUAGUCGACAGGUGGCUGGAAGCUGCGUUCACGUCAAUGGCCAGUGGGGUUGCUUGGCUUCCGAGAAACGUUUUGCGAGAGACUAUGCCAAUGGCUUUUCGCGAGACGUUUGGCACACGAGUGGCGGUGGUGCUGGACUGUUUUGAGGUGUUUAUAGCUCGGCCAUCGUCUCUUCUCACGAGGGCGCUGACAUGGUCGAGCUAUAAACAUCACAAUACAGUGAAGUACCUAAUCGGUAUCGCCCCACAGGGUUUAAUUACAUUCAUAUCGAAGGGUUGGGGAGGACGAACAAGUGACAAGUAUUUGACAGAGAAUUGUGGGGCUCAGUUGGCAUGUACUGCGCACGCUUGGAAAUUCCUGCCUUCACAAGAGGCCGGCCACAACUGGCACCUUCUGCGGUUGAGGCAACACGAAAGCUAG